AAAAUUUGGGCUUGGGCUUUUUUGUUGGGUCUGUUGUCAUGGGGUGAAUGUGGGUAAUUUUCAACACUUGCCCGGCCUGGGCCCGUCAACUUGUCAGUUCAGUCUAUUAGGAGUUAAAAAUUUGGGCUUGGGCUUUUUUGUUGGGUCUGUUGUCAUAGGGUGAAUGUGGGUAAUUUUCAAUACUUGCCUGGCCUUUAUGGUCAUUUCAGUGGAGAUCCCUAGCUGCCCAAUCUCCUAUAUAUACAUCACUAUCACCACAUGCCUCUCUCCGGUUCAGCACUCUCUACUUGGCUUCAUUCACACUGAGAGACUAAGUGUGAAAAGCAAUGGACCAGAGUGGAUCUGUUCCCUCAGGAAGGAAGGCCAAGGAUGUUAAGGUUCCUGACCAGAGUGGAUCUGGAAAUCCCCCAAGAAGGAAAGCCAAUGAGGUUAAGGACCAGAGUAGAUCUGGAAUUCCCUCAGGAAGGAAGGCCAAGAAGGAUGUUAAGGAUCCUGACCAGAGUGGAUCUGGAAAUCCCCCAGGAAGGAAAGCCAAUGUGGUUAAGGACCAGAGUGGAUCUGUUCCCUCAGGAAGGAAGGCCAAGGAUGUUGAGGUUACACUGACCAGAGUGGAUAUGGAAAUCCCCCAAGAAGGAAAGCCAAUGAGGUUAAGGACCAGAGUAGAUCUGGAAUUCCCUCAGGAAGGAAGGCCAAGAAGGAUGUUAAGGAUCCUGACCAGAGUGGAUCUGGAAAUCCCCCAGGAAGGAAAGCCAAUGUGGUUAAGUUUCUUUGUUUUCGGGAGUAACAAGAUUAACAUCAGUUUCUUCGGUUACUUUCCCCGGAUGACUAAGAUGUAA
Rosa rugosa (rugosa rose) is the source of this 836-nucleotide messenger RNA. RefSeq lists its product as uncharacterized. The transcript is spliced from 6 exons. Bases 327 to 836 code for a protein of 169 amino acids. NCBI's taxonomy places the organism in Eukaryota, Viridiplantae, Streptophyta, Magnoliopsida, Rosales, Rosaceae. The record is from RefSeq and is a predicted model, not a curated record.